UGGCCCCAGGACCCCAGUUUCAUAAUUCAAUAUGGCGUCCAAUUUAAAGCUUUUGGCUUUUGCUGAGAGUGUAAAACGUUUGGCUACUUGCCGCUUAUUGUAUGGUAGUGCGUGUCGCUCUAAUAUGAACUUAGCAAUGUACAACAAACCAGCUCUCUUAGCAUUGUCUCCAUUUAGAGGUCUGUCAACUGCUUCGAACACAGACGUGAAUGAAAAGUUGGCAAUUGUGUACACUUGUAAAAUUUGUGAACAUAGAUCAUCGAAAGUUUUUAGUAAACUUGCUUACAAGAAAGGUGUUGUUGUCGUCAAGUGCCCUUCUUGUCAAAGUCAUCAUCUUAUCGCUGAUAAUCUUGGUUGGUUUGGUGAUAAAAAUAGAAAUAUCGAAGACAUUUUACAAGAGAACAAAGAUGCUGUGAAAAGAGAAUUGGACGAUUCUAGUUUUGAAAUUUUAACAAAAUUUUUAUUCGACAUUAAAACGUGAACAUAAA
Xenia sp. Carnegie-2017 is the source of this 488-nucleotide messenger RNA. RefSeq names its product DNL-type zinc finger protein-like. The transcript is spliced from 2 exons. The record is from RefSeq and is a predicted model, not a curated record. Gene Ontology annotation, biological process: protein folding; protein import into mitochondrial matrix; protein stabilization. Gene Ontology annotation, molecular function: zinc ion binding; protein-folding chaperone binding. The coding region runs from base 32 to 481 and encodes 149 amino acids. Gene Ontology annotation, cellular component: mitochondrion. NCBI's taxonomy places the organism in Eukaryota, Metazoa, Cnidaria, Anthozoa, Malacalcyonacea, Xeniidae.